AUUCUUGCUAUUUAAUCCAAACUAUAGUUUCAGUCGACGCCAACUUAUUGCUCAUAAAGAGAAUAUUUGAAGUCCGCUCCCCAACUAAAUUCCUAUGCGUUUAAAAUAGCUUUCAGAGCAUUUCAGCCCAAAAAGUUUUGAGUAGAACAAAUUUGAAUUCAAGUGGUGGAGUGCAAGAGUAAAAACUAUGUCAUUUUUCGGAGGAUGUGUUUGGUGAAACGAAGCCUGGUUGUAAUUACCCUAUUGUGUUGCAUUGGAGGAGCUACUGGCAACUACGCAACUGGCACUGGAAAACAGAUCAAAGAGCUUCUCAAGAACGGUAGUAGAGCUGACAUAAAACAGAGUAGGUCGCUUUCACCAAAGUACUCCGUGCCUGUGAAGUUCAAAACUGCGGCAGUUGCUGCAGAUCAUAAAAAAUGUUCAGAACAUGGAGCUGAAAUUUUACGAGAUCAGCAUGGCAAUGCCGUGGACGCCGCCAUUGCAACUGCUCUGUGUGUGGGUGUAGUGAAUGCUCAUUCAGCGGGUAUUGGAGGUGGAGGAUUCAUGAUCAUUUAUGACAAGAAAAGGGCGAAAACUACAGCAAUAAACUUCAGGGAGAUGGUUUCUCGCCACGAACAUGCUAGAACGAUGAAAGACUUUUUAAACCUCAAGCAAAAAUGGAAAGAAAGAGAGAGGAGAAAAAAUAUAUCAGGCGAAGGAGAAUUUAUCGGCGUGCCUGGCGAGCUUCGCGGAUUCGAACUGGCUUGGAAGAAGUACGGUCGACUGCCUUGGCGAAAACUUUUUCAACCCGCUAUCGAAAUUGCAACAAAGGGCUUUCCAGCGCAUCGUGCACUCGUGAAGGCUGUACGAAUUAAUUGGGUGAAUGUUACGCACGACUCUGGAUUGAGAGAGUUAUUCAGGAGAAACGGUCGAAUCAUUAAAGAAGGAGACAUCAUCAAGAGAACAAAAUAUGGAAAAACCCUUAGUAAAAUUGCUAACUCAGGAGCUGACCUCUUCUACACUGGAAAAAUAGCGAAUAAGAUCGUCAAAGACGUCAAAUCCAUAGGUUCCUGUAUUAACCUAAGAGACUUGAAAGAAUACAGAGCUACUGAAGUUGAACCAUUGGAAGUUUCUCUCCCUGGGGUCAAAGGAUACAAACUUCUGACCGUUCCACCCCCUGCCGGUGGUGCCGCAUUAAUCAACAUAUUGAACAUUCUCAAAGGCUUUAAUUUUAGUGCAAAUGAUAUGAAGCAUCAGCCUAUUUUGACGUAUCAUCGCAUGAUCGAAGCGUUUAACUUCGUGGCAGCCAAACAGACUUAUCUUACAGAUCCUGACUUUGAUGAAGACGUUAAUGAGAUUGUGAAGGAAAUGUUGGAUCCUGAGAAAAGCGAGCAGAUACGCAGAUUGAUAAGCGAUAAGACACAUUCCUUUGAUUAUUAUGGUCCAAUUAACUACAAUGUCGACAUUACAGAUGGCACAACUCACGUCUCUGUUCUCGAUGCAGAAGGAAAUGCUGUUUCCUUAACAACGUCAAUCAAUAAAUAUUUUGGAGCAAAACUUAGAAGUCCUAAGCUUGGCAUAAUUUACAAUGAUCAGCUGCUGGACACUUACGAGAAUGUAAGGCUAAAGCAAUUUAAAUUGGCGAUUGACGAACUCAAACCUUACAAAAGACCCGUGUCUCUUGCUUCACCCUCCAUCAUCUUAGAUAAAGCUGGGAACGUGAAAAUGGUUUUUGGAGCUGCUGGGGGGAAAUUCAUCACAACGGCUUUGGCGCAAGUUCUGAUGAACUACUUCUGGUUUAGAGAUAGUUUAAAGGACGCUGUGUCUAAGACUCGUCUUCACAGCCAACUGUUUCCGAAUCUGGUCCUUGUCGAGAAAACCUUUCCUAAACAGUACGUCGACGAGCUUAAACGUUUUGGACAUAAAAUUACAAAUGACACCGUAGAUAUUACAGGAACUCCCCAUCAAAUCGUCGGAGUGGUUCAACUCGUCUAUCGAGACAAGGACGGCGAGAUAUUCGCACUUGCUGAUCAUAGGAAGGGAGGUGAACCCGCAGGUUACCGCUGA
This is a messenger RNA of Stylophora pistillata, 2046 nucleotides long. Its product is annotated as glutathione hydrolase 1 proenzyme. Gene Ontology annotation, molecular function: glutathione gamma-glutamate hydrolase. Gene Ontology annotation, biological process: glutathione catabolic process. Gene Ontology annotation, cellular component: plasma membrane. The record is from RefSeq and is a predicted model, not a curated record. NCBI's taxonomy places the organism in Eukaryota, Metazoa, Cnidaria, Anthozoa, Scleractinia, Pocilloporidae.